UAAACUAACCCACAAGCAACGAGUCCGACGGAUUUUGAAAAGAAAAACAAUACCUAUGGACUCUGAUCUCGAUGUCUUCCUUCCCAGAGCUCGUUCCCACCUCUGUUUUUCUUUUUUUCAGACCCUGUUUCUCGACGAUCUUCAAAUUAACGUAAUAUACACUCUCUUCUUCAAUACCCCACCACCACCGACCCUCUCAAAAGUUUUGAUCAUCGUCUCUUUUUUGCUCUCUGGAUUCCCUUCUCCAUCGGCCAUUGUUGGUUUAAUUUUCUUCUUCAUCUUGUAACUAAAUAUGCAGUUCCAGUCUUUCCCUUGCACUUAUUUGGAAGAUUGCUGGACAGAUCUGUUGCUUUGUAGAUAUGAUGAUAUUUUCAUAUCUGAUUCUGAUUUUAAAUUUGGUUUUUCAGGGGGUUUUGGAUUCAUGUAUUGAUUGCUAUCACAUGGUAUGUACAUGUAAAUUGCUGUUCUAAUCUAUAGCCAAAGAGAUUAGAAUUGCAGUAGCAAAUACAAGAGAUGCGAAAUCAUAACUUUUUUCCUAAAUUUGGAGUGUGGAGGGGGAUGCAUGGCUUCCUCUUUUUACUGGGUAUCCUCGCUCUUCUCCUCAGUGUCACCACCUUAUCCAAGUUCUACUCUCGCACUUAUCUCCUUCAUCCUGAAACCUUCUGCAAUUACAUGAACCAUGACGGUCUAGGAGGAAAUGCAAACGAGAUGAGGAAGACCGUGGAUACUAUAGUCUGGAAGAUCCAAGAAGAGAUGAACGAGAUAAAGGAAUCCAACGCAGAGUUGUCCGUCUUGAGAUACAGCGCCUUCCUUGCAGACAUUUUGGGUCUAGUAGAGUCGGUACAGGAACAUUUACAGCCGAUGCCGAUCGAAGGAACCCAUCAACAAGAGAGUGGAGAUAGCGAGGUCCAUCCUCUGAUGAGGCCUACAGACAAGUCUGAAGAACCAGAGAAUUACUUCCUGGUGGAAGAGAUCCGGAAGUAUGUGAAGAUCAAGCCCAAUAGACUAGGCAAACAGAACUUCAUGGGAGCAAACGGAACCUUCACUAGCAUCGGCCAUGCUUGUUUCUCCAUGAAAAAGGAGCUGGAAGAGUACAUGGAUUACGACGUGGGUGACAUCUGCAAGGACGAUUGGAAACUUGCUCAGAGACUGAUGGUUCAUGGAUGCGAUCCAUUGCCCAGGAGGAGGUGCUUCGCAAGAGCCCCACAGCUCUACAGCAAACCCCUACCCAUCGAUGAGUCCAUGUGGAAGCUCCCCGACAACCGAAACGUCCGGUGGAGUCAAUACAGGUGCAAGAACUUCAACUGCCUGGUUAGCAACACCACUCGCAAAGGGUUCUUCAAGUGUGCAGAUUGCUUUAAUCUUGUCGAUCAUGAGAUGCCCAGAUGGAUUAAACCUGUCAAUUUGGAUCCGAAUUCAAAUCUGACGGCUGAUUUUCUUAUUCCUGAAGUACUAGAUAUUAAGCCAGGGGAGAUCAGGAUUGGAUUCGAUUUCAGUGUUGGGACAGGUACUUUUGCCGCCAGGAUGAGGGAGUUCAAUAUUACAAUAGUCUCUGCAAGCAUCAAUCUUGGGGCUCCGUUCAAUGAGAUGAUCGCCCUCCGGGGGCUCAUCCCUCUGUACUUGACUGUAAACCAAAGGCUCCCCUUCUUUGACAACACUCUCGACCUCAUCCAUACAACGAGAUUUCUUGAUGGUUGGAUCGAUUUUGUGCUCCUGGACUUCAUCCUGUACGAUUGGGAUAGGAUUCUGAGGCCCGGCGGUCUGCUCUGGAUCGACAGUUUCUUCUGCUUAAAGGAAGAUUUGAAUGAUUAUUUAAACAUAUUUAAGCGGCUGAGGUACAAGAAGCAUAGAUGGGUGGUUGUACCAAAGCUGGAUAAAGAUGAUCGAGAGGUGUUCUUUUCUGCAAUUCUAGAGAAGCCACCGAGGCCAUUCCGAUAAUCGCGUGUUGGGGUUGUAGAACUUGUUUAGCCAUUCAUUUUUUUGUUGCUCAAGGUUAAACAAAAAGGAAAUUUUUAUUAAACAUUAAUAACUCUGUUUUUAGAUUGAGCAACGAAGAGCUUUGCUUAAUUUCAACCCC
Nelumbo nucifera (sacred lotus) is the source of this 2077-nucleotide messenger RNA. NCBI's taxonomy places the organism in Eukaryota, Viridiplantae, Streptophyta, Magnoliopsida, Proteales, Nelumbonaceae. The record is from RefSeq and is a predicted model, not a curated record.